CCGGCGCCCGCCGCUCCCGGGGCUCGGCGCGGGCCUGGGGAAUCGGGAGCCCGCCGCCGGGGUCGCAGCAUGGGGCGUUUUCGCGGGGGCCUGCGGUGCAUCAAGUAUUUGCUGCUCGGCUUCAACCUGCUGUUCUGGCUAGCCGGAUCGGCCGUUAUUGCAUUUGGACUAUGGUUUCGAUUUGGAGGUACCAUAAAGGAUUUAUCAUCAGAGGAGAAGUCCCCAGAGUAUUUCUAUGUGGGGCUGUAUGUGCUGGUUGGAGCUGGAGCCCUAAUGAUGGCUGUGGGUUUCUUCGGGUGCUGUGGAGCCAUGCGUGAGUCACAGUGUGUGCUCGGAUCUUUUUUUACCUGUCUGCUGGUGAUAUUCGCUGCUGAAGUAACCACUGGAGUGUUUGCAUUUAUAGGCAAGGAUGUAGCUAUACGACACGUACAGAGCAUGUAUGAGGAGGCCUACAGCGAUUACCUUAGGGACAGGGGAAGGGGAAACGGAACUCUUAUUACCUUCCACUCAGCGUUUCAGUGCUGUGGAAAAGAAAGCUCUGAACAAGUCCAGCCCACGUGUCCAAAGGAGCUUCCAGGCCACAAGAAUUGCAUCGACAAAAUUGAAACCAUAAUCAGUGUUAAGCUCCGGCUCAUUGGAAUUGUUGGUAUUGGAAUUGCGGGUCUCACGAUCUUUGGCAUGAUAUUCAGCAUGGUGCUCUGCUGUGCAAUACGGAACUCACGCGAUGUGAUUUGAAGAUACUUCACGAAAAUUGCAAUCUAGAGUGUUCGUGCUAAUUAUCACAAGAGCUCGUGGCUCAUUUUUAAUAUUCAGGAUAUUAGAAGCUAAAAUAAUUUUCUGUCAACUGUAUAUUUGCACAUGUAUGUAUGUUUGAUUCAUUACUGAUUUGCUCCUGGAGUGAAUGUUUCUGUGUUUCUGGAUAUGCAUUGCACAUACUGAUAGCUGUUUCCUGGGAAACCCUAGUUCUUGUAUGCAAGAAUAACCUAUUUAAUUGCCAGAAAAAGUAAUGAGAGAUAUUUAAAACUUGGCUAUUCAGGAAAUGUAAUAAUGGGUCCAUUUCUCAGAUUUUAGCCAUGAAAAUGAGAUACAUAAAGAGAAUGCAGGAUUUCUAGUUAAUGGAAGCAAUAAGAUAUAAGAAUUGAAGGGCCAUAGAUUGACUGUGUCUGAGUUGAGUGUAACGGUUUCUUAAAAAAAAAAAAAAUUCUCCCCAGAAUACAGUAAACCACAGUUUCAGAACUAAACACAUCUGUAAAAGUAAAUAUAGCAUGGAAAAAUAUAAUUUGAAAAAGUCAUGCUUUCUUAGCGUUUAAAAACAAAAAACCUCUCUCUGGAAAGAGAAGUCACAUAGACAAGCAUGUGCCCCAUAAAAGCGAGUGCUUUUAGGACUAAAAAUAACAACUUUUAAGGGGGAAAUGCUGUUAUCCAAUGGCAUGUAAAUGUUGCUUUAGCCCUUUUCUCUCCUGACUGUGCUUUGAACUGCUGGAAGCCUCACCUUCCCACAAGGGCUUUCCCUCAUACUUCUCCAGAUGUGGUGACAGAGGAAAGCAAGAACUGUGCAGUGUGACAGUGGGGGACCUCGCUGCACUGUACCUCUGGAAUACCUCGUAGCUUGAGUUUACAUACUUUCCUCAUUGUUUUCCAUUUUUCUUAUUUAUCAGUGCAGAGAAUUCUUCAUAGAUUAAGAAUACAGUUUUAUUCUUUAAAAUAAGUAGACCCCCUGUAACUCAGAUGUAUGUUAUGAGUACCCUGACUAAACCAAGAUAAACACCUUCUUCAAUAUGUAUACACGCAACAAAGGCAAGUUAAUGAAUCCAAAAUGUUUCAUGCAUACAGCUACAGCACAAAUAUAUUCUUUCUUAGCAAAUCCCUGUGGGAAUAAUUGCUCAGGCUCUGUGGAUACCUGAGUGAUUGAUUUUAAGUGGGGAAACCCACAGCGGGGUCUAAAUUGGCAUGUUUUUUUAGAACAGAACAGCUUGUUAAAGGAUAUAAAUUGUGAAUUCUUAAGAUUGUAUUUGACCACACGAAAAAUGAAGGUGUGAGGGAUUCUGGAAACCAUGAGGGAAGCUUCUGUGCCCGCUAAGAGCAUAAGACUUUGAUGUGUGCUAGAACAAAGUACCAUGUUUCAGGAAACUUUUACAGGUGUUUUGCUGAGGACACACAACUGCUGGGAUGUCUCGCCCACAGAGUGCCACCUCUCUCUUCAGAUAUGCUUGCUACUGCUCCUAGCUUUGGAGAAAAACUGAGGGAGUUAAAAGUGUAACUGUGUUUGACUACUUUACCUACAGACGCAAAAGAGUAUUUAAAAAACAUCACUUCAUGAUGUUUGUACCCCAGUGGCUGACAAAGGCCAGCUUUUCAGGCAGACAAAGAGCGAUCAGUCCUUCUUUUAGCUUUAGUCUAUCUGUCUUCCUGAAGACAGAGGACAGGCUCCAGAGUGUACUCAGGUUCUCCAGCUCAGAGUUAUGUCCCGUUCCUCAGAAGUGAGUUUCGUUCCUCAGUGAGUGAGUGAGUUUAAAGAAAACCACAGUAACUAUAAUAAUAGUUAUAAACCACAGAAGAAUAAUUUUUUAAUGCAGAGGAAUAAGUCUAGAAAUCCGUAUCCUGUGUGAUUAGUGUACCUCUCUGAGGGUUAAGCUUUCCAAAGAAUGUACUGGGUAAAAAUAGAGAAUUCCAUCUCUGAGUGAAGAUGGAUAUAUAUCUUUAUGUGAAUGGAUAAAGCUAUAUCUGUAGAGAUAUAUAACCCCUCUGUCCUGAACCUAUACAUACCUUAAAUACGUAUCUCUUAAGGAUAUAUACAUAUGUAACUUAAUACAUGUGUGCCUGGUGGAAACUAUGGAGAUAAAUGUUUGUAUACAUACACAUGUACAUGUAUGUAAAUUUACAGUUAUUUCUGUUUACCUGAACUAAUUUGAGAUCAGACCCAAACAUUUUAAGUUAUUUUAAAUUAAAUUUUCUAUGUACUUACACUGUU
Rattus rattus (black rat) is the source of this 2971-nucleotide messenger RNA. It is a transcript of the gene Tspan2, whose product is annotated as tetraspanin 2. The record is from RefSeq and is a predicted model, not a curated record. The coding region runs from base 70 to 735 and encodes 221 amino acids. Gene Ontology annotation, cellular component: membrane. NCBI's taxonomy places the organism in Eukaryota, Metazoa, Chordata, Mammalia, Rodentia, Muridae. The transcript has 8 exons.